UUCAUCGGGCAUCGGCGACCUGACCAAGUCAAUCACCACCGUCCGUCCGCCCCAUCCCUCCCUCCUCACACUCUCCGAAGUCCGGUUUCCGAACCGAGGCGCCGCCGGGCACCUCCCUGCCCCCACCACAAUGGCCUCCUCCCUCGCCGCGCGCCGCCUCCUCUCCCGCGCCGCCGCGGUGCGCCGUAUCCCCGUCCCCUUCGCCUCCGCCCCCGCCUCCGCGAUGGCUCCCCGCCGCUUCUCGGCCGACGCGGGACCGCCUCCGCCGCUCCCGCCGCCGCCGCUGGAGCCCGUCGUCGAGCCGCCCACGUCGGAGGGCGCGGGCACCUCGUCUUCCUCCACCACCGCCGGUGCAGGAGGCGGCGCCCACAGGUCGUCGCCUGGAGCCUCCGCGGGGGCGCGGCGCCAGGGUGGUGCGGGCUACGAGGAGGAACAGGAGAAAGUCCUCCGCGCGUCGCUGCUCCACGUGCCGCGCAUGGGGUGGAGCGAGUCGGCCAUGGUCGCGGGGGCGAGGGACGUUGGCGUUUCUCCUGCCAUCGUGGGUGCAUUCCCAAGGAAGGAGGCCGCCCUUGUCGAGUUUUUCAUGGAUGACUGCCUCCAACAACUGAUCGAUCGAAUUGAUGCUGGAGAAGGAGAGCAGUUGAAGAACUUGAUACUGAGUGAGAGACUCUCAAAACUUGUCCGGAUGAGGCUGGAAAUGCAGGCACCUUAUAUAUCUAAGUGGCCUCAAGCACUGAGUAUCCAGGCUCAACCAGCAAACGUCUCAACAAGCUUGAAGCAGCGAGCUGUCCUGGUCGAUGAGAUAUGGCAUGCUGCUGGAGAUUCUGGAUCAGAUAUUGAUUGGUAUGUGAAACGUACAGUGCUUGGUGGUAUCUACUCAACCUCAGAGGUGUAUAUGUUGACAGACAAUUCUCCAGAGUUCCGCGAUACUUGGACGUUUGUGAACCGCAGAAUAAAGGAUGCUCUUGAUCUUCAGAAAACAUUCCAAGAGGCCGCAUACCUGGCUGAAGCCGUGGGAGCAGGCAUGGGCGGCACCGUGCAGGGUGUUCUCAACAGGGUCUUCCAGAAACGUAGUGGAUGAAGUUUUUCUUUCCCAAACACGUAGUGGAUGAAGCACAUUUUCCCGUUCACCAACUGGCGUAUGUCUAUAAUAAAGCAAAUGGUGAUGUGGUUGAGAUGCAUCACGUUAGGGUAGAAAGUGAAGAUGUGUUUGCUGGUGGUGAUGUUUAGCUGCAGGUUUUUCAAAUGAGUGCUCAGAUCGCGCAGGCUCAGUCCACAUGCAUGUCUGGCGCUGGUGAGCGACAUCAACGCUAAACACAACAUUUUAAGUGAAAUUUUAUUUUAUAACGCUUGCCCUCUCGCAACACCCUGUAAGUGAAAUCUUACAUCCGUGUUUGUGAGUUUCGGAUAUGUGUUGUUGCACCAAGUAAUAUAUCAUCAUGAUUGCAUCA
Messenger RNA from Sorghum bicolor (sorghum), 1451 nucleotides. RefSeq names its product ubiquinone biosynthesis protein COQ9, mitochondrial. Lineage: Eukaryota; Viridiplantae; Streptophyta; Magnoliopsida; Poales; Poaceae. Gene Ontology annotation, molecular function: lipid binding. Bases 131 to 1081 code for a protein of 316 amino acids. The record is from RefSeq and is a predicted model, not a curated record. The transcript is spliced from 6 exons. Gene Ontology annotation, biological process: ubiquinone biosynthetic process. Gene Ontology annotation, cellular component: mitochondrial inner membrane.